Messenger RNA from Drosophila innubila, 1748 nucleotides. RefSeq lists its product as uncharacterized. The record is from RefSeq and is a predicted model, not a curated record. Lineage: Eukaryota; Metazoa; Arthropoda; Insecta; Diptera; Drosophilidae. Bases 5 to 1711 code for a protein of 568 amino acids. The transcript is spliced from 9 exons.
AAAAAUGUUGAAACGUUUGCGAGAUGCAGAAGAAACGUUUAAGAAGAAGAAGCAGCUUAAGCUAUUGUUCAAAAAAGUCGUUCGACAAGUGAUUAUUAACACACAAUGGCUUGAUGAUAAUGAAGAUGAGCAAAGGAGCCAUCCUUUUUCCAGUAGUGCUAAGAGAAAUUUAUCAUUGUUGGUACGCACGAAGAGAAAAAGCGAAUUGUUGACGGCGAAAGAUAAAUCGUUAAUACGCACUCCACACUAUUUUCGGACGAUAUCUGAUCGAAAGAAAUUGUGCACGUUAUUUGCAGGAUUAAAAUGCUUUCAAAGUAUUCCACCAAAAUUACGUGCUCGUUUGGUGCCCUUUUUACAAUUAAUGUCCAUUAAUGCGGGGCGUAUGGUUAUAAGAGAAGGUGAUGUGCCACAUACAGUUAUUUUUGUUGUAACAGGGGAAAUUGAGAUGUCAAAAACCAAACUCAUAAAAAUUUCUAACAAGUUGGUGUCUGAAGGAAAGAUAAUGUUUGGACCCGGGGAUUGCAUUGGCGACUUAGAGAUGACAGAGGAAUGCAACCGUAUUCAUACUUUCAUAACUAGGUCCCAAUGUGAACUUCUGGCACUGUUCGAGGAUGAUUUUGAUUCUAUUCUAAGGCCUUACAUGAAGAAGAUUUGGAUUGAGAAGAAGAAAGCCUUGAAGGCUUUAGACUACUUUAAUUUUCUAGACGAAGAACAGAUUUUAAAUGCGUGCAAAAUGAGUUCCCUUAGGCAGUUUAAGCCUCUGGAUACUAUUUACUCCCACGAUAAGGGAACACUGACAAAUGUUCACUUUGUAUUGAGCGGGGAGUGUGUUGUUCUUCAGUGUCUAAAUGUAAAGGUAAAACACAGAAAUGGUAAAAAAGUUUAUGAACUUGUAGACACAUUGGAUGAAGCCAACAUAUCUGAGGAUAGUGAUAACGAUUCCAAAAACAAGGACAGCCAAUCAACUUUGCAUUUAAGCAGUGAUGAUGACAAUGAACCAGAUAAAAAAAGGUUUAAAAAAAUGAAACUGAAAGAUAUAGAACUGGCAUGUGCAAUGGGCAAAGAUUCAUCGAUUCAUAGACAUCAAACUUAUCGAAACAAAGGUUCAAGCUCAAGGUAUUCAGCUCAUGAAGAUGUCGAAGAAGAAGAACUGUCGUUUUACGAGGAAGAAUUUAAGGAAACUAGCUCGAGCUCAAUCUAUUCUUUCAAUAAUAUAAAAAAAUUAUCAGUGCAAGAAUCGAGUUUACAUUCAUUAAUAGAAACUGAAGAUAGCGAAGAGUCCAAUGAAUCUGAAAUAGUUAAGGAAAAAUCGGUCUGUCGCUUUGCACCAACUGUUAUUGAUGAAACUUAUGAGAGUCAUUUCAUUGAUGUUGGAUCCUUAACAUUUGGUGGCAUUUUUGGAUUGGGCGAAAAAACGCAUCAUCGUGUCAUUAUGGCCCGAGAUACCGUACAAUGUCUGAUGUUGCCGCGAUUCUUUUUACUGGAUCCCAAUCUUAAUCCUGGAAAUAUAUGGCAACGACGACUAUUCUAUCUAAAUUGCAUCAUUCCUACCAGGGAAAUGCUAUUCAAUGAUUUUCUUAGGAAUCUUAAGUGGAAAAAAUUCAAAUCCGAUUACUUGAAUGAAAAUUUGAAGUCAAUCGCAAAUGACAUUGCCACCAUUGAUGAUAUACCAAUUUUGUGUCGCAUUGAAGAAGGCAUAGAAAAUUAUUAAAAAAUUAUAUUGCUAGUUUCCAAAAAAAAACUAAUAA